Guillardia theta CCMP2712 is the source of this 1752-nucleotide messenger RNA. RefSeq lists its product as hypothetical. The transcript is spliced from 20 exons. The record is from RefSeq and is a predicted model, not a curated record. The coding region runs from base 1 to 1752 and encodes 583 amino acids. Gene Ontology annotation, molecular function: protein binding. NCBI's taxonomy places the organism in Eukaryota, Cryptophyceae, Pyrenomonadales, Geminigeraceae.
AUGGCUCUCAGGGACAGCCGAGAGUAUGACGAAGAGCCGGGGGAGAGCUGGGGGGAGGAGAGGGAGCAGGGUUUUGAGAGGCUGCCACCAGACCUAGCAGAGAGGUACGACACGGAUCUCAUCAAGCAGGAUCUCUUCUUCAAGAAGGAUUCAGCGCGGUACAUCAAGAGGUUGAUCGACGACUACAUACACAACAUCUCCAAACUCGAGCUGGAGCGAUCGAGUAGGGCUCUGGGCCAUGAGGUGGAUGCCACUGAGGCCGAUGCCGCAGAGCGACUCAAGACGGCCCUGCCCUCGCAGCAAUGCCGGCAGAUCAUGGAUCGGAUCUGGUACGAGACCCACUCGUCGAUGAAGAAGGCUGCGGCCAAAUACGAGCAGUGCCCCCCCGAGGAGAUGGACAGGCACUACGAGCAAUUUCUGGAAGUCAGGAACUUGACAUUCGACCUGUUCGAUGAGAACGAGAGAGACAGGAGGAGCUCGAUCGAAAGGGAAGGAGGGUGGAGAGGAAGGGAGGAGGAGGAUGACGAGGAUCUGGUUCCAAACUUCCUCCCUGAAAACCUGGAAGCGUGGAAGACGAGGAAUCUGAGGGCAGAGAUGUACAGGGAGAAGGUGGGGGUUGUCGAUCCAAGGAUAGAGAAGCUGAACAUCCCUUACAAGAUCUACUGCUUCUCCUUCAUCGAGGCUUUCUGGGAGAACUGGGUCCCUUCAGACGCCUCGAAGGAGGAGGAGGAGUACAUCUCGGGUCUCAAGGACCAGAUUUUUGCAUUGUACAAGAAGAAAGACUUUGCACAGGUCGAGGCGCUCCUCAACGAGGUCCUGCGUCGGGCGCCGAAUUGUGUGCCGGCCCUGAUCAUCCGCGGGAGCCUGAUCGCAGGGCUCACGCUCAAGUACAAGAAGAUAGAGGAGGAUGAGCUCUCGGAGCAUGGGGUCUGGGCCAACGACCCUGACGCCUCCUCGGAAAGUUUCCUCACCCGAGACCCCAUGACGACAGCAGCUUUCAACUCGUCGGAGUUGACGAGGGCGCGAGGGAGGAGACUGAGGGAAGAGAUUGAGUCCUCCGACGACUCGUCGUCGAACGAGUCCGCUACAACCUCCUCGCACCUCCUGUCCUCGUCUGCGAGCUGGGACCCUCCCAUGUCGUCGGAGACCAUGAGAGAGAACUAUCCGAGCCUGGAGCUGAGGGAGAUCACAGACCCUCGGAUGAUAGAGAACCUGACGAGGGCGCGUGAAAGCUACGAGGCUGCCUACAAAAUCGACCCGACAAGCCUCCCUGCUACCUGCAACCUUGCCACGCUUCUCACUUUCUUCCCCAACGCCUCAGCAGCAUACCCCUACAUCGAGCAGGCGAGGCACGUCGACCCACUCGCCGCUCAUUUCUGCACCAACCUGAUGAUCAAUCAUCUCAAUUAUAUCAUCAGGAAGAAGGAUGUCAAUCACAAGCAUCACUACGACACCUCGCAAUCGGACACGUCUUUCAUGUACUACGAGAAGUUCGGCCCAUGCCGAGAGUUCGGUUGGCCAUCUGAAGUCCUCCCGGAGGAAGGUCUUUCCGACUUAAAGUCGUCCUGGGAGGAGAAGAGGUUUGAGAACGUGACGAGGGAGUUUUUCGGGAUCCAGGCGGAGCUGAACAACUCGGAGGCAUCCGAGGAGUUUGACUUCGAGGAGUUCCUGCAGACCAAAGUUCUCAGGAUGCGGAAACCCUCGGAGAAGAAGGGGCAGGGACGCGCAAAGCAAGAGCAGCUGCAAGAGUAG